Messenger RNA from Rangifer tarandus platyrhynchus (Svalbard reindeer), 918 nucleotides. NCBI's taxonomy places the organism in Eukaryota, Metazoa, Chordata, Mammalia, Artiodactyla, Cervidae. The record is from the annotation of a GenBank genome assembly.
AUGAACUUGUCUUCUGAACACUGCAACAUGUCAGAUUGGCUGAGGCUGGAAGCAACCGUGAAGGCUUCCGUGUACGUGGUGGCUUUCUCCUUCGCCACAUUUAUCACAGUCAUCAUUAUCGCCAUCGUAUCACAGAAUUCAAAACUGAGGAAAGAGGUUCGAUACAUCCUUCUCUGUCACCACCUGCUGUGCAUCUCCUCCUACUGUGGCCUGGGGGUGGUUUUCCAAGGGAUGCGAGCCUUCCUGGCCAACAGCCCUGUCCUGGUAUGCUGGGUGGUGUUUGGGGCACAGCUGAGUGUUGGAGAAGGGAUCCUCUUCACGCUGGCCUUGAUGGCUGCCCACACAUACCUGAUAAUCUGCUGGCCCUUGACAUCUGUGUCCUUUGUAGAUUCCGUUAAGUAUAAGAUUCUAUCUGGGACUUGGCUCAUUAUUAUACUGAAGAAUGCUUGCCUUUUCCUCAUAGAGGGCACUGGCCCUACGCAGAUUGCUCUUUUAAAAUCUGAGCCCCUUUGCCCGGUGGUCUUGAAUGGCAUUCCUGCUAGAGCCAUUGGCAUGGUUUUCCUUUUCCUUCUUCUGUCUAUCAUUCUUGUAAGUUACUCCCUGAUAUACAAAGAAGGGAAACGGGCCGGCCACUUUAAUAGGUCAAAUAUCAAAGCAAGGAAAACCGUCCUUAUUCAUUUAGUGCAAUUGGGCCUGCACGUAAUACCAACUCUGUUAUUCAUUGGUUUGGGAAAGAUGUGUGGAGUGUUUUUCUUUGCUUUAAAUCUGGUGCUUUUUGGAGUCUUUGCCUUUGCUCAGUGUUUUAACCCUCUGAUCUAUGGGCUCUGGAAUAGAGAGUUGCAAAGCAGAUUAUACUACUGGAUGUGCUGUCAACUGUGGUGUGGUCACUGUGGUGUGACUAGCAGAGAGUCAGUUUAA